Molecule: messenger RNA, 2915 nt
Organism: Ictalurus furcatus (blue catfish)
Lineage: Eukaryota; Metazoa; Chordata; Actinopteri; Siluriformes; Ictaluridae
Exons: 2
Coding region: 453-1088 (211 amino acids)
Cellular component (GO): cytoplasm
Molecular function (GO): NAD+ poly-ADP-ribosyltransferase activity
Source: RefSeq, a predicted model, not a curated record
UUGUUUGUUUGUUUUUUUAGCUUCUUGCAUCAUUCAACAAAAAUGAUAUUUUCUCAAAAAACUGGACACUAGUAGCUUCAUUAUUAUUAUUAUUAUUAUUAUUAUUAUUAUUAUUAUUAUUAUGUCAAGCAUACUGUUUUUGUCUUUUUUUUUACUCAUGGACAAUCCAAUUUCUUAAUAUAAGUAUUUAGACUUAAUCAAAAUUCGUACAUCAUGCAAUUUUAAGUUAAAAUAGAGGGAGAGAGAGAAAACAUAAAAGAAUCUGCAUAUGCAAAUAAACAGCUGGUGUGUUAAGGGUUAGUGUGAGUCAGGCUACAACAGGAACACCGGUCAGAGAUACAAACUUCACUGAAAAGAAACGAAAGUGAAAAUGUGGGUUUAACUGACAGGUGGACGAAUAAUAACCGAAACUUUCUUUACGAAAGGAGGAAUUCAGAAGGAACAGCACAACGAUGCAAAUCACGUUCAGCGGAUGGGAGGCCUGCUGCGAAAACUUUAAGCAGCUGGAACCAGGCCAGGCCCCCAAAAAAAGCCACGGUUACACCAUGUUCCAUGGGACACACAAGAGCAAUGCCCAAACUAUAAUAACUACAGGAUUUAAGCCUUCAGCCGGAGGAACACUGGGAGCUGGUGUCUACUGCAGCAGGGACAUUAACAAAGCCAAAGCCUACCCAGCAUUCUGUUCUCCUAAUGACAGAGUAGUGUUCAAGCUGCAGGUAAGAGUGGGCAAGGUAAAGAGAAUUGACAGCCAGUGCAUGCAUCUGCAGACCACGUGGCAUCAGAAUGGAUACGACACAGCCUGGCUGCCUGCCUCUGUGACGGGCUUUGAGGAAGACUGCGUGUGGGACCCAAAGAGGCUCACAGUUGUCGGUAUAGCACACUGUGAGGAUGCUGGCGUAAAGAAUUCUUUGGAGAGUCUCAUAAAGCAGCAAGGAAGAGGACCAGGACAAGAGGAAAGUGGGCAAGCAGGGAAACCUUGCAAGAGCUGUGGAAUGCAAACACAAAAGCCACACACUUUGGUGAAGUGCUGGGUCUGUAAGACAGCCAUAUGUCCCUUCAUGAAUAAGCACAUGUGCUCGAAGAAGUGAUUACUCACCCACUUUCUCCUCUUUGAUUCACUAAUGAUUGUUUCUUUAGCGUACAGUAUGCUGCUUUGUGUGAUCAUUUGUAUUUAUAUCACUAGACAAUAACUUGUAAGUAAUUCAUAAUUCCAGUCUUGGUUUCUCCCAAGGUGUCUACUUCUUUAUCUGAAUCUUUGAGAGUCUUUUCUUACCAAUGUCAGUCGUUUGCUCACUGUCGUCUGUAAAACUGUUGAGAUUAUCUGUAUUGUAAAAUGUGCUAUAAAAAAGAAAAUAUAUUUCAUUCUAACAAUUCUUACGAGAAAACAAAUAGCCCUUAAAAUGAGCUAAUUGAUAUUUAUAAUGUAUACGUUAGAAAUUACGAAUGUGACAUUAAUGUGAAAAUUUAAGUCACUGGAAAAUAGAUGAAAAUGAAAGUACAUGAUGUGAUGAAAUUUUCAGUUUUCUUUAUUACCUCAGUAGGAUAGAUUCAUUGGUAGAAUCCACAGAUCAGCAUAGCCAUCAUUCUUGGUGACAAUUUAGUCUUAUUAAUUAUUAAUUAUCGAAUGUUGGGUGCAGUUCUUUGCUUGUAUUUCCUCAGUUGUAAGUCGCUUUGGAUAAAAGCGUCUGCUAAAUGAAUAAAUGUAAAAGUAAUGGAGGGAAUAUAGAGAGACUGGUGAAGGAACAACUGGGUACAUUUGCAAUAUCAAACCGAUAACAGGAACUUGUAUUGUAUAAGUUCUGCAACAUUAAAUGUAAUUAUAAAUUCAUAAAAUGUAUGUCAUGUCAUUCUUUAAUCAAUAAAAUAUGUCAUCAUUAGCAAAUUGCUGUGGUUUAAGAGGUGUAAACACUUGGAUAUGCUGUUAUUGGGAAAUAAUCCCUUCAGGGUGGUAAAAGUGAAUCUGAUUCAUCACAUCUACCUCAUUGUUGAUUAUUUUCCUACAGUAUAAGAGAGUAUCCCUUUGUGUUCUAUUCCUUACCUAAUGCAGUUUGAAAAUAUGCAUAAUAUGCAAGGAACAAAUUCUGUUUGCUGUUGCCAGUGUUGGGUAAAUUAUUCCAAAAAAGUAAUUCAUUACAAAUGGCUAACUACUACUUUGAAAUUGUAAUCUGAUUACAUUACUGAUUACUGCAUGUAAAAAGUAAUCAGAUUACUAAUUGCUUUUCUUUCAAUUUACUUUCAAAACCUAUCAAACCUACAAAAAUACACUACAAAGUGAAACUCAAAGUUCUUUCAUUAAUUUUAGCGAGCGUCAAUGUAUGACAUGAUCAGAAAAAGUCGGAUUUAUCAUGACACUUGCCUCGGGUGUUGUCACUGUUUGUAGGACUACCAGACCGAUAAAAUAUAAAACUUUUCUAAACAGGCUAGUUUGGUGUCGCUAGCCAAGGGGAGGCACAGCUAAGCUAUGGGUUUCGCUGCUACAGUGCCAUGCAAAGUACAUUAUCUUUCCUUCUGCUCUGCUCAUAUCACGUUCACGUAAACUGGAACUCAUAUAGACAUUUACACACCUUGUUUUCCUGCUCAGCAUCAGAGGAUGUUACUGUUUCAGUUGCAACUUAGCAUAUAUCCAUUUUUCCUCACACUGACUGUGAGCUAGUGUGUGGCAGAAUUGAGAGACUGUCAGCCAAUAUGACAUAAGUAUGUCCAUGCAUUUUCCUGUAAGCCCUGUCUGAUUGGUCUCGCCACCAUUUACCGAAGAUAUAAAAUUGCAUCACCGCCCUCUUCUUUUACUGACGUUCAGUUACGUAGUGACAAACCACUCCAAUUGGAUACAUAUUUAGGACCAAAGAAAAAAAUCUUUGGGGCUACAACACCGAAUAACCCAGGCAAGGCUACGCCCCUGGCAGCCGUGCAAAACA